This is a messenger RNA of Durotheca rogersii, 1597 nucleotides long. RefSeq lists its product as uncharacterized. Lineage: Eukaryota; Fungi; Ascomycota; Sordariomycetes; Xylariales; Xylariaceae. Bases 249 to 890 code for a protein of 213 amino acids. The record is from RefSeq and is a predicted model, not a curated record. The transcript has a single exon.
UUUCUCUCGACUGAACAUUAUUGAUAUCAUCACUUGGGAGCGAUAGAGAAAACUGGCGUCGUUAAUUGUCAGGUAUCGACGGAUCCCGGGUUUACUUAAACAUUCCUUCCUCCCGCUGGUCUUUUCGAUUGUCAAUAUAUCAUUCGUAUUUUCCAUAGCGUUUGAAUCGUAUAGAAACUUAUCACCACUUCUCCUCACCUACACUAUACGAAUCCCGUCCCCUACGCUGUUCCAGAGAAACGUUGCUCAUGGAUUCCCUAUCGUUCAUCUCUAGCGGCUCAGACGCCGACGUUCCGACACCCGGGAGGUCGCCGGCAUUUGGCCGAAUCCAUUCUAAAUUAUACCCCAGCACGCGGACGUUAGAUUCACAGUUCAUGGCAGACUACCACGGGGAACUCGACUUGCUCCGUCGCCAAUGGGAAACACGCGUCUUUCGGUACUGGGAAGCAUACUGGGGCAAGACGUACUCUGCCACGGCCAAGCGGCAGAAAGUCGAGGGGAGCGUACAGCAACUGUACGAAUAUGCGAAGCUGAAGAGCUGCCAAUACCAGGCCAUCCGGCGUAAACGGAGGGUCGAUACCAGCUACCGACGCCACCUUGGGCUGCGCGACCGCCCAACGGGCGCCAACGACUUCCCGACGGACCUCGACGAGCUGGCUAGCUACUGGGACGUCUGGUACGUUACCGAAUCUCAGCCGACGCCGUAUGUGCGCCAGCGGCGCGGAGGGGGCUACAUCAUAAACGAAUACUACUCGUCCGAUGACCAGCUGCGACUGCGCAAAGUCUGCCAGAAGGGCAGCCUGGCAACAGCCGUGACCUGUUUCAAGACCAGCUAUGGAUUUAAUAAGCUAGACGUCCCGACUUUACACAUUUUCGCUCCCCAAAAUUGAAGUUGCGAUACGGAAUCGGUAUGGGCGUUUUUUCCCUGGGGAAUGGAGGUUUUCUGGUUUUAGAGACUUCCUUUUUUUUGACGUAGAGCCCUGGGUAGGACGACGGAAAGGCGUACAAAGCAUGACUAUCACGAAGCAUUUAUAUCAAUGUUUACCGACAUCCAUCAUACCCGACUCCAGAAUUAUAUAUUCAUUCGCAAAGAGCUUAUCUGGAGCAGACGGCGAUGCAGAAAGGGAAAUUGAAAUUGCAUAGCACAAGCAGAAAUUAAAACCACACGAUAUGUUGUUCACACAUUCCUUGAAAUGUGUCUUGACAGAGUUGACUAGAUUUGCUUAGAUGUCCCUAAGUUAUUUAGGCAGAGAAAAUUGAGACGACAUUUACCGAUUAUCCCAACGGCAUUUCUUCUCUCCCUUUCUGGGUCUUCUCACAUCUAUAUCCACACCCUGUCGUCGGCGCGGUUCUGUUCGAGGUACUCGCGCACCUCAGGGUAGUUUUUGCAGACAUGCUUGGCGUCCCAGCCGUCGGGGCUGUCGGCAGAAGCGGACGAGGAAGAGUGCGAGGCGCUACCUUCGAGUGCUACGUCCCCGCUGCACAGGAUACCCUGCCGUAGAUAGUCAAAGCAGUGAGACAGGCGGGCCGCCGACUCCGCCGGCGCCCGCGACCCGCCGGACGACGAGAGCGCCGAGUAGGCCUCCGCGAUCGAGUG